ACUUGAAGAAAGUACUGAAAAGGAUAGGAUAGAGGGAGGUAACUGCGAACGUUUUGUUGUCGGCAUUGCUGUUUACUUUUCUUUUUCCUUUUUACUGUGACGUUUAUGUGUGUGUGUGUAUGUGUAAAUGUGUGUGACUGUAUAUGUAUGUAUAUCUGCUGCCCGCCUCUUUUCUCCCCUCCUUACUUCACUGAAAUAACAAACCUUUGCACUCGCUUCACAUAACAUUUGUCCCAACUGUGCCCGCUCAGCAUAUUGCCUGCUGCGUUCAGUGCAAAAAGGACCCCCACGAAACACCACCACAACCAAAACAACCGCAGCAAAAGAAUACGAUACGGACAUUUAUCUUACAUGGUCUAACCACCACGUCUUACUGAUUGAUUGAUAUAUUUUUUUCUUUAUUCCUUUCAUUCAUUCAUUCAUUCACUCACUCACUCAAUUUUUUUUUGUCAACACAUCAAAUAUUAUUUCCUCCAUCAAAACCAAAUCGAAUCAGCCAUGUCGAUCGAUCUUUUCCGCGGAAAAUGGAAGCAGGGCGAAGAAUUGCCCGAAAAUUUUGAGGCCUUUAUGGAUGCCACAGGAGUUUACAAGGACAAAAGAGAUCAAGUUUCCAAAAUUCGAUUUAUCACUGAUUUUGACAACGAUGGAGACAAAUGGGUUUGCAAAAUUUCUGUUGAAGGUAUGCCAGAACCGAAAGUUUACAUCUAUAAAUUCAACGAAGCUUAUUCGUCCACUGAUUUGAUGGGUACAACUUUCACAUGUGUGGUAACGAAAGUUGCUGACAACAAAAUACAGGAGACCAUUACCGAAUGGAGUGACUCGGAGGUUAUAACAACCAGAGAAGUCCAAGAUGAUGGUACCAUGACAGUUGUGACAUCUUGUAAAGGUGUGUCAUUUUCAUCAAAGUUUACAAAAGUCUGAAAAUACAUCAUACCUUCGGCAUGAAGGAACUGUACAUCAAAAGAACCAACAAAUCAUUUAUUUCAAUAAUGAAGACUCUCUUUUCUUUCUCUCUCACGAUCUCUUUUUGCAUUUACAAUUACCAUACGUUUAUACAUACAUAUAUACAUAAAUGCAUACAUAUAUAUAUACAUAUAUAGAUAUACAUAAAUGUAAACAUACAUGUGUGUGUAUGUGUGUUUGCGCGCGCGAGUUUAUAUGUAAACACGGCAAUAAUAAUGAACGGAAGGCAGAGUAUCCAGUACUAGAGUUAGGGGUAGCCGGACUCCAAAAUUCGCUGCAUCUCUGGUUUUCAUCAUACAUAAGACAUAUAUAAUGUGGACCACAGCGUUAUCUUUUACUAGAUCAUACAAAAAUGUACAUACAUACAUGCAUGCAUGCGUACAUAAUACAUUCAUACAUACAUACAUAUUCUUACCUAUCUAUCCUGUCUAUCUAUAUGUAUAUAUAUACACACAUACACAUAUAUGUGCAAAUACAAUACGUGUGCGUACGUAUGUAUUUUGUACUAAUAUGUGUGUGCAUGUUUAUACACAUAUACGCACAUAUAUAUUUGUGUGCACACACACACACACGCACAUACAAUCACAUACAUACACAUGCAUGAAUAUGUAUAUGAGAAAUUAUAAGGAAAAGUUUAUAUCGUUUGUUCCCUACGAGUUUCACCUUUGUGGCUAUUUUCAAACCAAAUCUACUUAACUGAUUUGUCAAAUUUCGUCAUAACCCUAUGACCUUAUUAUGACAAUGCGUUCCUUGUGUACAUUUUCCCUGCUGUCAGUCACUUCUUGUUCUACGUUCGUAUUUCGAAGUCUAAUAGUAGAUUUUUUUUUCGUAUUUUGCUACUGAUAUCAACAUCGCGUAUGUGCAUGUAUAUAUGUGCAUAUAUAUAUAUAUACAUAC
Octopus bimaculoides (California two-spot octopus) is the source of this 1860-nucleotide messenger RNA. RefSeq lists its product as uncharacterized. NCBI's taxonomy places the organism in Eukaryota, Metazoa, Mollusca, Cephalopoda, Octopoda, Octopodidae. The record is from RefSeq and is a predicted model, not a curated record.